Messenger RNA from Impatiens glandulifera, 1747 nucleotides. RefSeq names its product monothiol glutaredoxin-S17. The record is from RefSeq and is a predicted model, not a curated record. NCBI's taxonomy places the organism in Eukaryota, Viridiplantae, Streptophyta, Magnoliopsida, Ericales, Balsaminaceae. Bases 79 to 1530 code for a protein of 483 amino acids. The transcript is spliced from 3 exons.
ACCAAAACCCUACUCAUAUAGCCUCUGUCUUACGCACAGUUUGUCUCCUUCCUUGAGUGUUAGAGAGAAAGAAUCAAGAUGGGAGGAACAGUGAGAGAUGUGCAGUCCAAAUUGGAGCUCGACGGCGUUCUAAAGGAGGGGGCUCCGGUCAUCCUACACUUUUGGGCGUCUUGGUGCGAAGCUUCCAAACACAUGGAUCAAGUUUUCUCCCACCUUUCCACUGAUUUCCCUCGCGCUCACUUCUUAAGGGUUGAAGCUGAAGAGCAGCCUGAGAUAUCCGAUGCCUAUUCAGUUUCCGCUGUUCCCUAUUUUGUUUUCGCCAAGGAUGGAAAAACUAUUGACACUUUGGAAGGUGCGAAUCCUUCGGCUUUGGCAAACAAAGUUGCAAAGGUGGCUGGAUCGAUUGGUCCAGGCGAACCUGCAGCUCCUGCUAGUUUAGGAAUGGCUGCAGCAUCCACCAUUCUCGAAUCGGUCAAGGAGCUUUCAAGAGACAACAAAACAGAGAAAAUCCAAAGCAGUAAUAAAAGUGAAGAUCUCCAAAAACGUCUCCAAGAGCUUAUCGAUUCUCACCCCAUCAUGCUCUUCAUGAAAGGAAACCCCGAAAACCCUCAAUGUGGCUUCAGCCAGAAAGUGAUCGACAUCUUGAAGGAUGAGAAUGUGAAAUUCGGAACUUUCGACAUUCUAAACGACAACGAAGUACGCGAAGGAUUGAAGAAGUUUUCAAACUGGCCCACGUUUCCGCAGCUCUACUGCAAGGGUGAGCUUUUGGGAGGGUGCGAUAUAGCUAUCGCGAUGCACGAGAGCGGGGAACUCAAAGACGUUUUCAAAGAUCACGAUAUCAAAGUCUUGGGCGACUCAAUCGGGUCGGGUGGUGGCAUAUCUGAGCCUUCUACGGGGUUAAGCACAACUCUAACCGCUAGGCUCGCUGGUUUGAUAAAUUCUUCUCCUGUUAUGCUUUUCAUGAAAGGAAAACCAGAAGCGCCCAAGUGUGGGUUCAGCAGGAAGGUAGCUGAAAUUCUUGAACAAGAGAAAGCGGAAUUCGGGAGCUUUGACAUUCUCGAAGACGAUGAAGUGCGACAAGGUCUUAAGGUUUACUCGAACUGGUCUAGCUACCCUCAGCUUUACAUUAACGGCGAGCUUAUUGGUGGAUCGGAUAUUGUUCUUGAGAUGCAGAAGAGCGGCGAACUUAACAAAGUCUUGACUGAGACAGGUAUUAUCGGGGCGGGGACUCUGGAAGAUCGGCUUAAGAAGCUGGUUAAGUCUUCGCCUGUAAUGCUUUUCAUGAAAGGCAGCCCAGACGAGCCAAGGUGUGGUUUUAGUUCAAAGGUGGUGAAGGCUCUGAAGAAGGAAGGAUUGGAAUUUGGGUCGUUUGAUAUAUUGAGCGACGAGGAAGUGAGGGAGGGGUUGAAGAGUUAUUCGAAUUGGCCAACAUUUCCGCAACUGUAUUACAAGGGCGAGUUGGUUGGUGGCUGCGAUAUUGUGUUGGAGAUGCAACAGAAUGGUGAGCUGAAAUCUACAUUAUCUGAAUAGAAACAAGGCUGGAUUUUCAGACAUUUUAAAGCAUUUUGACAUAUUUUGGUCUUACUGAAGUGCAUUGUAAUGUGAUGUUGUGUUACUGAUCAUGCUUGUGGUUUGGUUUUUACCAUGUUUCCAGAGUUUUCUCACUCAGGUUUUUAUAUAAGUUUUUAUAAUAAUUGCCAUAUUUUGAAUCAUUAUAUUGCUUUUGUAUCUUUAUAUAAGUUUUUAA